Messenger RNA from Lethenteron reissneri (Far Eastern brook lamprey), 634 nucleotides. RefSeq names its product histone H3. Lineage: Eukaryota; Metazoa; Chordata; Hyperoartia; Petromyzontiformes; Petromyzontidae. Gene Ontology annotation, cellular component: nucleosome. The record is from RefSeq and is a predicted model, not a curated record. Gene Ontology annotation, molecular function: protein heterodimerization activity; structural constituent of chromatin; DNA binding.
ACGGUACUACUGCAUCGUGAUGCGGCAUUCUGCAAUGCUCCAAAGUGAGAACAUUUCGUUGAUGAAGAAGAGUUGACGACUCGAGAUCAUUGCACGCUGCCAACCAAUCAGCACGCGCCCCUUCUUCGCACGUCACGACUCCGCUGACCAGUGAGCGCGCGCUCUGGGCUACAUAAGCCGCCUUCUCCUCCCCGCCUGUGAGAAUCUUUGCCCUCACCAAGCCAUGGCUCGCACCAAGCAGACGGCUCGCAAGUCCACGGGCGGCAAGGCCCCCCGCAAGCAACUCGCCACCAAGGCGGCCCGAAAGAGCGCUCCGGCCACGGGCGGCGUCAAGAAGCCUCACCGCUACAGGCCCGGCACCGUCGCUCUGCGCGAGAUCCGCCGCUACCAGAAGUCCACCGAGCUGCUCAUCCGCAAACUGCCCUUCCAGCGCCUCGUCAGGGAGAUCGCGCAGGACUUCAAGACCGACCUGCGCUUCCAGAGCUCCGCUGUCAUGGCUCUGCAGGAGGCCAGCGAAGCGUACCUUGUCGCGCUCUUCGAGGACACCAACCUGUGCGCCAUCCACGCCAAGCGCGUCACCAUCAUGCCCAAGGACAUUCAGCUCGCCCGCCGCAUUCGUGGCGAGCGCGCUUGA